This is a messenger RNA of Prunus armeniaca (apricot), 288 nucleotides long. Lineage: Eukaryota; Viridiplantae; Streptophyta; Magnoliopsida; Rosales; Rosaceae. The record is from the annotation of a GenBank genome assembly.
AUGGACUCUCAGACGGCUGGAAACCUCGGUGGUUUGAGUGUCCUAGUUGUGAAAUUGGGGUUCCCAUUUCACCACCUUGUCAUCAUCCUUUUCUUCUCUCCUGCGGCACCAUCUGACCCAUUACCGCCCCCCUUAUCUUCUCUCUUUUUCUCUUCUGGCUCCGGGGAGGGCAAGGUUGCUGGCCCGAGAUCCGGCACAAGGAAGAGAGAGAGAGGGAGAGGGAGAGAGUGGGACAAAUGCACAGGCAAGAAGAAGUGGACGCCUAUUUUUGAAAGAAUGGGUCUAUAA